This is a messenger RNA of Rotaria socialis, 2244 nucleotides long. Lineage: Eukaryota; Metazoa; Rotifera; Eurotatoria; Philodinida; Philodinidae. The record is from the annotation of a GenBank genome assembly.
AUGAAAAAAUCGAAUUAUUCCAAAGAAAAUUUGAUCAAAGCACUGGAAGAAUAUAAAAAUGGUGCUACAUCCUCUGAAGUUUCCUUGAAAUACGGUGUCCCUGCAAGUACAGUACGCAAUCACAACUCUAAUUCACAAAUGACAUUCGGAAGUGGUCGCCCAACAGUACUCAAAAUUGAUCAAGAACAGUACCUAGUGGAACUAUUAAAAAAUCUUGAAAUUAUCGGCUUACGUUUAAUGAAAACUGUCGUUAUGAAACUAGCUUCUGAAUAUGUCAAACUUAUCACAGGAAAAUCGAUUGAUCUUGGUCGAAAAUGGCUAAAAAAUUUUCUAAAUCGAUGGAAAGGUGAACUGAAGAUGAUUAAAGAAAAAAAAAUUGAAGCGUCACGUCGAAACGGAUUUACUGAAGAUAUACGAACCGGUUGGUUUGAAAAACUCGAGCUUAUACUUCGUUCAAAUAAUUUAAUAGCACGGCCACAUGCUAUUUAUAAUUGUGAUGAAAGUGGAUUCAGUGAUGAAACAGCUUGCGAAAUGGUUAUUGUCAGUCAUGAAACAAAACAAGCUUAUGAGCAAUCUGGUGGUAGUGGGAAAAAUUUCACGACAAGUCUUAUUUGUGGAAAUGCAGCAGGUGAAAUAUUACCCCCAUUUAUCAUUUAUUCAGCAAAAGCAUUGAAUCCUCAAUGGACUUUCGGUGGACCGAGUGGCUCUUCAUUUGCUGUAUCUGAUUCCGGAUGGAUCACAACAAGUUUGUUUAUUGAAUGGUUUAAAUCAUUUAUUGAACAUACAAAAAAUGUAUCGAAGCCACUGCUUCUAAUUAUGGAUAACCAUUCUUGUCAUAUAAGUAUUGAAGUCAUUGAACUUGCACAACAAAAUCAAAUCAUUUUAUUAUUACUACCGCCGAGUUGUACACACGCCCUUCAGCCUCUUGAUACAGUCACGUUCAGUUCUGCGAAGCAAUCAUGGAAACGUAUUGUGACAAGAUAUUUCCUGCGUACUGGCCGUAAAACGAUUCGGAAAAUCGAUCUACCUGUAUUAUUUAAAGAACUUUAUUCAUUAGCUUUGACGCCUAAACAAGUUGUCGCUGGUUUUUUACGUGCAGGUGUGUGGCCAUUCGAUUCAAGUGCAAUGAAGGAAAAAGUAGCAAGACAACCGUUGGCAGCAAAACAACUGAAUCAACUUCCACAAGCUACAAGGGACAGUCCCGUUGCAACAUCAUCUUUUCAAUCGUCAUCAUUUAUUUCAUAUGAUCAAAACACAUCAACAACAACUUUAGGUUUUACCAAUAAUAAUGGAAAUCAAUCCAGAUACGUUUUAAAUGAACUUAACUCGGCUUCAACACGAGCAACUACAGUAAACAAUUCAUCACUUACAACUAAUUUUAAUACAUUUCCUUCAUCUGAUCAAACAACGACCAGCAAUCAGUUAAAAACAACCAAUGAAAAUUCGACUAGACAAUCGUCGUCCAUGAAUUCAUAUGAUUUACUACAAUUUUUAUCGUUUGAUCCAAGUACAAGUUUCAAUUCGAUCUCUUUUAGUAAUCUGGAUUUACAAACGGAUGAAUUAAAUAAUAUUUCAAUACCCAUCGACACUAAUUCUUCAUUCAUGCAAAUAACUCAAUCAUUUGACAACUGCAAUACAGUAUCUAUGAAUGAUGUUGAUUCAAUUACCGAAGAUGAUGGGCAACAAAUUCUUGGAUUUGAUCCCAAUACUUUAUCAAAGACAUAUCGUCGAGACUCUAUCCAUUUCAAUGGCAACCGAAUACAACAAACGUCGAUUUUUGAUAUGGAUAAUGAUGAUGAUAAAGAAAAUCGUACAUAUACUGAUUUAAUGCCAGUUGAUGUUUCAAGUUUCGUUGCUCCUAUUCAUUCUGUACAAUCCGCUCAGAUGGAUGCUAAUCGAGAAAUAGCUGAUCCAGCGAAAUCAAUUCACUUAAGUCCAUCAACUGCUGUACGUACAAUAGUUAAUGAUUUGCUUCAAAAUUAUGUUUCUCCUCCUACUUUAUCAUCGAAAACAAAUAAGCGUACACGAAAUGAAGGAAAAUAUGGCGAAGAAAUCACGUCAAGCAGUAGAUUGAAAGAAUUAAAAGAAAAAUCUUCUUCAGCAAGUACAAAAAAACAACCAACAGCAACAAACAAGAGACGCAAAUUGUCAAAAGAAAAAAAUGAAUCCAUUAGUUUAUCUCAAGCAACACGUGCUCUAACUAAUCUUCAAACAUCAUCUACAAGCAAUACAACUAUUGAUUAA